This is a messenger RNA of Penicillium maclennaniae, 1245 nucleotides long. RefSeq lists its product as uncharacterized. NCBI's taxonomy places the organism in Eukaryota, Fungi, Ascomycota, Eurotiomycetes, Eurotiales, Aspergillaceae. The transcript is spliced from 4 exons. The record is from RefSeq and is a predicted model, not a curated record. Bases 1 to 1245 code for a protein of 414 amino acids.
AUGGCUUCCGCCUCCGCCGCUCAGCCUGUCUCUAAGGAGCACCCCUCCCGAGCUUCGAGCACUUCCAAGACCGAUGCCGAGAACCCUGCGAUCGAUGUGAAUGGCACAGAGCACCCUUACCUGAAGGAACUGCAAAAGAGCCUCCGCAAUGCCGUCAAGAAGCUGAAUGCUACCGCUAAGACAGACGCCAUCAUCGCCGAAAAUCCUGGCAAAUCCCUUGAUGAGCUCGUGGCGGAGAAGAAGCUCAACGCUGACCAAAAGGCCCAGGCCUUGAAGAAGCCCGCCCUGCAGGCUCAGGUUGCGCAGAUUGAGGAGCAGUUUUCUCAUUAUAGGGAAUUCGCUGCGCAAUACGAGGAGCGCCUGGCUAGCCAGAAGGCGGCGCUGGAGAAGAUCCACCAUGAAGAGCUGGAGGCUGUGCGCGCAAACGCUGUCGCCGAUACAACAGAGGCUACCUCAAGGCUGCUGCGCCAGCAAUUGCUUACUCUCACCAAGUUCCUGUGCGCCGCAGCCAAUUCCCGCCGCGCUGGGGAGGAGUCUCUCGAGAGUCGCGCUCUCGAGGGCGUUCUCUUCCAGGUGUACGCUGGAAACCAGGACGCCGUCAACUCUAUGCUCAAGUUGAUUAACGGUGCUGACGACAAGGUGCCCUCGGUUGAGGGUCCGGAUUUGGAAUUCACUUACGGAGACGUGAAGCAGGCUUCCAACAAGUAUGCUCCCGAAGAUACCGAAGCCGUUGAAGCUCCCGCCGAGAGCGCCCCCAUCUCCGACCCUACUAUGACUAACGCUGGCCUCACCGAGUUACAAGACACCUCUGUCAGUGCUGCCGUGAGCGCGUCCGACGCCCGUGCCCACCCUGACUCCAAUGCGCCUCCCUCCCAGACUCUGAUCUCCGAUGCUGGUAACAAGGUCGCCGAGAACACCUACGAUCCCAAUGGCCUGGCUUCGUCGGCCACUACGGACAGUUGGGUCGAGGUCCCUCGUGACCUCUCUGAGACCGAGACUGGCCUGCAGGCCACCAUCGCCAACACUGACACUCACAAUGCCACAACCGAAGAUGCUAGUGCAGGCAAGGGGCAUUCCAAUGGGCGUGGUCGUGGACGCGGUGGUCCUCGCCGUGGAGACGCCUCGCGUGGUGGACGCGGACGAGGCGAGCGCGGCCGUGAGAACCGAGGCCGGGGUGGACGUGGCCGCGGUCGUCGCGGCGGUGCCAAUGGCUCUCCUGCAGCGACUCCUGCAGUGCAGGAGUAA